Mycotypha africana is the source of this 354-nucleotide messenger RNA. RefSeq lists its product as uncharacterized. The coding region runs from base 1 to 354 and encodes 117 amino acids. Lineage: Eukaryota; Fungi; Mucoromycota; Mucoromycetes; Mucorales; Mycotyphaceae. The transcript has 3 exons. The record is from RefSeq and is a predicted model, not a curated record.
AUGACACUAAAUCAGCCGAUAGACAGAUAUACGUUAAGUUUAGAACAGAAGAGCCCACAAACACCAUCACUUGAGCGACCUUUUCGAAUAAGAAAAUCACUCAGGGAAUUGAUGCAUAAACCAAAACACUAUAUACGCAACAGUUUAAGAAAUGCAUCAGUGAAACUACCACCAUUACCUGCUCAUGACCCUCAUGAGGAGGAAUUUGCCUACGAUGUGCUAUAUGAAUGUGAAAGAGGAUUAUUACAAUUUGAUCCUAAUCCAUGGUGUGAUGCAAAUAUGAGCUUUACACCCAUGGACAUUAAAAACUAUCAAUUGCCAGAUCCAACAUGGGAGUGGGUAGAGUGCCAUUAG